This is a messenger RNA of Sorex araneus (European shrew), 1095 nucleotides long. It is a transcript of the gene TMEM234, whose product is annotated as transmembrane protein 234. The record is from RefSeq and is a predicted model, not a curated record. The coding region runs from base 25 to 447 and encodes 140 amino acids. The transcript has 5 exons. Lineage: Eukaryota; Metazoa; Chordata; Mammalia; Eulipotyphla; Soricidae.
GGAAGUGGAAGGGACGACGUUGCCAUGGCGGCGUCUCUCGGGCAGGUGCUGGCACUGGUGCUGGUGGCCGCCCUGUGGGGUGGCACCCAGCCGCUGCUGAAGCGGGCCUCCUCCCGCCUGCAGCAGGUUCGGGAGCCCACGUGGGCCCGGCAGUUGCUGCAGGAAGUGAAGACCCUCUUCUCCAACGCCGAGUACCUGCUGCCCUUUUUCCUCAACCAGUGUGGCUCCCUUCUCUACUACCUCACCUUGGCAUCGACAGAUCUGACCCUAGCUGUGCCCAUCAGUAACUCUCUGGCCAUCAUCUUCACAAUGAUUGUGGGCAAGAUCCUUGGAGAAGACAUUGGUGGGAAAGGAGCGCUCGCAGGCAUGGUGCUCACCGUGACAGGAAUUACACUCUGCAUCUCAAGCUCAGUGAGCAAGACCCAGGAGCCCCCGUUGGCCCUCUGAGCAGGCUGCUACCUCUCCAGCUGGGUCGUCUCAGGAGCCCUGAGCCCCCAGGUGCAAGCAGAGAGCAGAUGGGUGGGCACUUCCUCCCUUGGGGUCUCAACUUCUGUACCCCUGGUGGGUACAGCUACCUCAUGGACUGCAGUGAGAGCAAGCACGAAGAGUUUCAGAACUUGCAAGUGUUGUUUGACUGCUAGGAUUUAGCACAAGAGACUUCUUGGGCAGCCUCACUGACCUUUCUGCCCCAGCAUGCCCUGUGGCCGUGCCUAGCACUCAGUCCAGCCACUGUUGCGCAGGCCUGAUCUGGACCACACAUGGCUGGGGGAUGGACUGCAGAGCCCCCGCUACAGGCAGACACGUCCUCUGAGCCAGAUAUGUGGGCCACAGGCUCCCCAGGUGCAGACAGAGGCCAUGACUGGCUGGGGGGAUGGGGAUGGGGACGGGGGCGGGGGGCAGCAGGCCUGGGGAGAAGGGCCUCAGGAUGACAAGUGCAGAGGUGCAUGAGUUGCCAGCCUUGCCGGCCCCACCAUGGUACAGGUGGGCACCCUCACUGCCCACCUCAGCCAUACCACGAGCCCCAGCACUGCCUGUCCCCAGCACGCAGGGAGGUGCUUGUCGAGCAGUGCCCGUAAUAAAUCUAUAGGAAGCAGA